Messenger RNA from Tarenaya hassleriana, 1810 nucleotides. RefSeq names its product cytokinin dehydrogenase 7-like. Gene Ontology annotation, biological process: cytokinin metabolic process. The record is from RefSeq and is a predicted model, not a curated record. Gene Ontology annotation, molecular function: cytokinin dehydrogenase activity; FAD binding. NCBI's taxonomy places the organism in Eukaryota, Viridiplantae, Streptophyta, Magnoliopsida, Brassicales, Cleomaceae. The transcript is spliced from 4 exons. The coding region runs from base 113 to 1645 and encodes 510 amino acids.
AAAAGUCCUCUCCGCAAAAGCUUAAAGAAAAACACUUGCAUUCACAAAAUCAGUCUCUUUCUGAAACCCCACCGGAAAAAUUCUCCGGCGAUCUAAAUCACGAACAACUGACAUGAUUGCGUACAUAGAACCCUUCUUCCGCGAUAAUGACCCCGAUGGCGGUUUGUCCAUGUCCAUCGACAUAAAGGGCACGAUCAUCUGCGGCGGAGCUGCGGUGGAGAUUGCCGGAAAAGACUUUGGCGGCAUGAACUCCGUCAAGCCACUCGCCGUUGUGAGACCCACCGGACCGGAGGACAUUUCCCGCGCCGUGAAGGCGGCUCUGCUUUCCGACAGCCUCACCGUGGCGGCACGCGGGAACGGACACUCCAUUAACGGACAAGCGAUGUCCGAAGGAGGGGUCGUCAUUGACAUGAGAUCGACCGAGGAGAAUCACUUUCAGGUGGGUAUCUCCGGAGACGGAGCUCCGUUCGCAGACGUCUCCGGAGGGGCAUUAUGGGAAGAUAUCUUGAAACGGUGUGUUUCUGAGUACAGUUUGGCGCCAAGGUCAUGGACGGACUAUCUCGGGUUAACGGUCGGCGGGACGUUAUCUAACGCCGGCGUAAGCGGACAAACUUUCCGUUACGGACCACAGACGGAGAAUGUAACGGAGUUAGACGUCGUCACCGGGAAAGGAGACGCCGUUAGCUGUUCCCCGACAGAGAAUUCAGAUUUGUUCUUCUCCGUACUCGGCGGUCUCGGACAGUUCGGUAUCAUCACCCGAGCUAGGAUUUUGCUUCAGCCAGCUCCAGACAUGGUGAGAUGGAUAAGGGUGGUAUACGCCGAGUUCGACGAGUUCACUCGGGACGCGGAGUGGCUGGUGAGUCAAGAGGGCGAGUCAUUUGAUUACGUGGAAGGGUUCGUGUUCGUCAACGGGGAAGACUCGAUCAACGGAUGGCCCACGGUUCCGCUUGACCCAGAAGACUGGUUCGACUCGGACCGGAUCCCACGAUCAGCCGGUUCGGUUCUGUACUGUCUCGAAGUGGCUCUUCACUAUCGGGACUCAGACCGCAAAUCCACCGUCGAUACGCGGGCGGAGAGGUUGAUUGGACGGCUAGGAUUUAUCGAGGGAUUACGGUUCGAGAUCGACGUCACGUACGUGGAAUUCAUCCUGCGAGUGAACCGGUCGGAGGCGGCGGCCAAGGCGAAGGGGACGUGGGACGAGGCUCCGCACCCGUGGCUGAACCUCUUCGUCUCGAAACGCGACAUCUCCAAGUUCGAUCGGACGGUGUUCAAGGAGCUUGUGAGCGACGGCGUGGGUGGUCCCAUGCUUGUUUACCCUAUGCUGCGAUCCAGGUGGGAUAAUCGGACAUCGGUGGUGUUACCGGAAGAAGGGGAUAUAUUCUACAUCGUAGCUUUGCUCCGUUUUGUUCCGCCCCACCGGAAACCUUAUUUGGUCGAGAAAUCGGUGAUUCAGAACCGUGAAAUCGUCCACUGGUGUGUAAGCAAUGGAAUCGAUUUCAAACUGUAUCUUCCUCAUUACAAGUCGCAAGAGGAUUGGUUUCGACAUUUCGGGAACCGAUGGUCGAGAUUUGUCGAUAGGAAAUCGAGGUUCGAUCCGAGGGCUAUCCUUUCACCGGGACAGAAGAUCUUCAAAAGAACUCCUUAAUUUAAUUGACACCCUCUCUCUCUGUCUCUCUCUUUCACAUUUUUAUGGGUUAAUGUAAGUGCUCUUUCUAUCGUUUUUCUUCUCGGUGUCCUUAGAUUCUAAUUCCCACGUCAAGAACUAUGUUAUUACAUCGAUGUAAUGAAAAUAUCGGUUUAUUUUCUUAGA